Messenger RNA from Phoenix dactylifera (date palm), 1237 nucleotides. RefSeq names its product heat shock protein 21 (gene HSP21). NCBI's taxonomy places the organism in Eukaryota, Viridiplantae, Streptophyta, Magnoliopsida, Arecales, Arecaceae. Gene Ontology annotation, biological process: response to heat. The record is from RefSeq and is a predicted model, not a curated record.
GAACCUUCUCAGGUCUCCCAGGCCCUUCCGGACUCCUCUUUCCCCUGCUUUUAUAACCUUCAGCCACUUAGCCUCUGUUUCCCAACAGGCCAAACUCAAGCUUGAAUUCAGCAACCAAGCAAUCUUCUCGUCCUCAACCUUUGCUUUCUACCAACCAUGGCUGCUGCCGCCGCGUCCGCCGUCACAAAUCUCAUUCCUUCCACUCCCUCGUCGUCCCUUUUCUCCAGGCAGAACUUGAGACCCCACAGGCUCGUGGUAUCUUUCCCAAUGAAGCACCCUCGUUCCUCCAUCGUCGCUUCCGCCGCACCUGAAAACAAGGAAGGCUCCGCCGUCGAGGUGCACGUCGACCAGAACGCCAACAAGAAAGGCGCCGCCGUCGAGCGGCGGCCCCGCCGCUCCACUCUCGACAUCUCUCCUUUCGGGAUUGUGGAUCCGCUGUCGCCGAUGAAGACGAUGAGGCAGAUGCUGGAGACGAUGGACCGGAUCUUCGAGGACGCGAUGUCGUUCCCGGGAUCGGGUCGGACGUCGGUGGGGGAGGUGAGGGCGCCGUGGGACAUCAUGGAGAACGAGAACGAGGUGAAGAUGAGGUUCGACAUGCCGGGGCUGUCCAAGGAGGAGGUGAAGGUGUCUGUGGAGGAUGACGUUCUGGUGAUCAGAGGAGAGCACAAGAAGGAGGAGGAGGGAGGAAGCAAAGGAGAGGAUACGUGGUGGAGGGGAAGGAGCACGAGCUCGUACGACACCCGGAUGCUGCUGCCGGACAACUGCGACAGGGACAAGGUGAAGGCAGAGCUCAAGAACGGGGUGCUGCUGAUUACCAUCCCCAAGACCAAGGUCGAGCGCAAGGUCAUUGACAUUAACAUCCAGUGAAACGCCUAGUUUUUCUUUAGUUUUCUUUGCGAGUCUAUUAUAUCUUGGUGAACUUCUUAUCUUUAUGUAAAGAAAAAGAAAGAGAACGGGUUUUUGUUUCUUUGAUCUGUUUGGAGUCCAUGUUUGUGUUGUUCCAUCUUUGUCUACAUGUCGAGAAAUCAUUGGCCGAGGCCUGCAACUCUGGCCUAUAGAUAUUCUAGUGCUGUUGUGCUUUAAGCUGCUCGACCAUUGCUAAUUAUUCAGGUUAGCCUUAUAUGGUGGGUUCAACCAUCUAUAUGUUUUAGGUCAUUAUUCAAUUAUUAAAAGUGCCAUGUAAUGUUAUUUAUUAUCAGUUUUAAUAUUAAAAGUACUUUCUCUUGUAAAUGUUAAA